Rodentolepis nana is the source of this 930-nucleotide messenger RNA. The record is from the annotation of a GenBank genome assembly. Lineage: Eukaryota; Metazoa; Platyhelminthes; Cestoda; Cyclophyllidea; Hymenolepididae.
AUGCUUCCUUUGACUCCCUCUGUUUUUCAGUUGGGCCGACACCAAGGUCAAUUUACUGUCUGUGGAGCUCAAAUCACUGGAACAUCGGUUUGUGAGCACGUUUUUGGCGUUCUGAAGUUUCAUGCUACGUUAACUGUCGUAUCUCCGACCAUAUGCGUAUAUCCGGAUGUCGUCACCCUUCAGAAACCGCUGGUAUUAUUUGAAACUAUCCGGCUUAAAGUCAAUGUAGCGAAUCCGUCGUCCAACUGCCCAAUAAACUUCAAGUGGAUUUCACCGAAUCCGAGAGAUGAAUUGAAUUUAAAUGACGUUAUGCAAGAUAUUAUUAUUUACCCAGAAAGUGGCAGACUAUCUCCUCUUGAAACAAAACCUAUAAUGAUCUCACUGACACCUAAAGUGCUAGGACAAUUGGAGUGCGUACUAAAUUGCAUUCCGAACGCUUCUUCCAAACAUGGAGCGCAACUAAAAGUUGUGGGGGAAAUUAGCUCACCAAGUCUCGAACUUGAGAACGAGUGUAUCGAUUUCGGAAUCCUAUGCCCUAAUCAAACAAUAAUGAAGACAACGUGUAUCAGAAAUCCUUCUUGCGCCCCAUUAAAGUGGGUAUCCAGUUUGAGUCAAGAGACGGAUUUUACCUUUAAACUGGAGCCAAGCAGUGGUUUGCUUAAACCGAAAUGUCAACAGAAAAUAUCUAUAACAUUUCAUUCACAAUCGGCUGAUCGAUUUUAUGACAAUGUUAAUUUCAUGGUUGACAAUGGUCCUAUAAAAGCACUUAAACUCAUCGGAGAGGUCAAAGAAUGCAGUAUUUUUAUGAAUCCACAAGAAAUGCAAAUAGAUGAGCUUUAUGUGAAUGAUCCCUACACGUUCUACAUUGAAGUACAAAACACUUCCGACGUUAAAUCGAAGUUCAGUUGGCAAAAGUCGUCCAAAAGGUGA